AUGCGGGCGACGGUUAUUCUGGUCCAAGUGAAUCCAGGAGAAGCGUUUACAAUAAGAAGAGAAGAUGGACAAUUUCAGUGCAUUACAGGUCCUGCCCAGGUGCCGAUGAUGUCACACAACGGUUCUGUGCCUCCUAUUUUUGUGCCUCCUGGAUACGCCCCACAGGUUAUUGAAGACAACGGCGUUCAGCGGGUCAUAGUGCUUCCCCAGACAUCAGAGUUUCCUUCUGGGAAUCAAGCGGUGAUACAGCAGCCCCCCCUCCCUCCCUUGCCCGGCUUCAUCCCUCUUCCAGCCAUGAUCCCCUCUUCACUUCAUCGUCUGUACUCACCAAUAACUGGAUCUGGCGAUAGGACAACCCAGUUUAUCCCGCAGUAUCACAUUACCCAGGUAUACGGUGAUUCAGAUACAGUAUCAAUCCAUGGAAGGUCCACUUUUAGAGAUGAGCGAUCUAGUAAAGCACAUGAAAGAUUACAGAAAAAGGCGAAGGAUCGGCAAGGUACACAGAACGAUAAAUUAAACAGUCCUUCCUCAUCACCUCAGAAAUGCCUUUCUCCCACCAAUGGGUACAAUGGAUUUGCAGCAAGACAAGACGCAAGUGACAUAAGUGUAAGAUAUGCAAGGAGUAACCAUGCGGGGGAAAGAAAAGGCAACUCUGUAGAAGAAAAGGAUGAAGAAAGGAAAGCAUUUGAAGCUCUUCUUUCUAACGUCAGCAAGCCUACGGUCAAAGAAAUUCAGGCAAGGAAGGCAGAGCUCACCUGGUCCCCUCCCUGCAGAAUCAUCGGGGGAGACAAAGACAAGUCGGAGGUUUAUGCUUACGAAGUGCUGAUUUCAAACUGUGGAGAAGACGGGAAAUACACAUCUGUUUAUAUAGGUGAAAAAACGUAUUUCAUGAUAAAUGAUCUUACACCAGCAACAGAUUAUCACGCAAGAGUUCUAGCACAAUGCAACUCCAUAAAAGGAACUCCAUCUGAAGCAGAAAGUUUUACAACAAUGAGCUGUGAACCCGAUACUCCAGAUACACCAAAGAUAAUUCAUCGGACCAAAAAUUCUCUUACUUUAGAGUGGAAGGCACCUUGUGACAAUGGUUCUAAAAUAAACAAUUAUCUUUUAGAAUGGGACCAGGGAAAUGGAAACAGAGAGUUUGAGCAGUGUUAUUAUGGUCAGCAGAAGCAGUACAAGAUCACGAAGCUGUCCCCAGCAAUGGGAUUCACAUUUAGGCUAGCAGCCAAGAAUGAUAUGGGCAUGAGUGGCUUUAGUGAAGAAGUCCUAUAUCAUACCACAGGAACUGCUCCAACUGCCCCUUCAAGUCCUGUGCUGCUUGAAGCUGGGGUUACUUGGCUAUCCUUGCAGUGGGCUAAACCCUCCGGAACGCCAUCUGAUGAAGAUCUCUCCUACAAUUUGGAAAUGGAAGAUGAAGACUCGGGGUGUGGUUUCCAGCCCAAAUACAGUGGUGAUGAACUGACUUACACAGUGAAGGAUCUUAAAAGAAGUACCAAGUAUAAAUUUAGGGUCACUGCUUGCAACUCAGAAGGUAAAAGCAAUCCAAGUGACGUGGUCGUCCUCACCACUAGGCCAGAUAAACCUGGAGCUCCUUCGAAACCAGUUGUCAAGGGGAAAAUUCUUGCACGAGGCGUGGAAAUAUUUUGGGAGCCGCCCAUGGACGAUGGAGGAGCGGCAAUCACUAAAUACAUUUUAGAAAUUUCUGAAGGCUUAAAUGGGAACCAAUGGGACAUGAUAUACAGUGGAACUGCUAUGGAAUAUUCAUGCGAUCAUUUGAAUCCUGGCUGCUUUUACCACUUACGGGUAUCUUGCGUUGGAGAAGGAGGGCAAAGUGUGGCAUCUGACUCACUGUUGGUGCAGACGCCACCCCUGCUGCCUGGUCCAUGUCAGCCUCCAAGGUUACAGGGCAGACCAAGAUCAAGAGAGAUUCCAUUACGUUGGGGGCCACCUGCUGUAGAUAAUGGAUCACCAAUAAUCUCAUACAGUUUGGAAAUGUCUCCUGCAGAAACAGAUGAACCUCGAGACGUUUACUGUGGCCUUGAUGAAGAAUUCACAGUCAGCCACCUACUCCCUGGAACAACAUAUAGCUUUCGACUGAGGGCUGCCAAUGCAGCUGGGCUUGGCCCCUAUUCAGAGAAGUGCCAACACACCACGGCCCCUGGCCCACCAGACCAAUGCAAGCCGCCAGAAGUGACGUACAAAUCUGCAACAUGUGCAAUCAUAUUUUGGGAGGUUCCCGUUAGCAAUGGAGCGGACAUCACCGAAUAUCGGUUGCAGUGGGGAACGGCAGAAGGAAGCAUGCAUAUCUGCUACUGUGGGCCAGGACUCAGUUAUGAGAUGAAAGGCCUCUUGCCAGCAACUUUAUAUUAUGCCAAGGUUCAGGCUGUAAAUGUGGCUGGUGCAGGGCCUUUUAGUGAGGUGGUGGCGUGUUUGAUGCCAUGCUCUGUCCCUGCCAUGGUGACUUGCAUCCAGGAAGCUAAGGUGGAAAAACCCCUCUAUUCACCUUCCACCUGCCUUGCAAUCAGCUGGGAAAAGCCCUGCGACCACGGAUCUGAAAUAAUGGGAUAUACCAUAGAGUACGGGGAAAAGCAGCCGAUUACCGUGGGGAAGGUGACAAGCUUUUUCAUAGACAGUUUGCAGCCAGACACAACAUACAGGAUACGAAUCCAAGCUUGGAACAGCCUUGGAGCAGGCCCUUUCAGCAACAUGGUGAAACUGAAAACAAAGCCACUCCCUCCUGAGCCCCCUCGUCUAGAGUGUUCAGCAUACAGCUCUCAGACUCUCAAGCUGAAGUGGGGAGAGGGAAUUGCAAGAACCCUUUCAGAUUCCACUCAGUAUCACCUUCUAAUGGAUGAUAAGACCGGGAGGAUCAUGUCCAUCUACAAGGGAUCCUGUCAUACUUACAAAGUACAAAGACUUAGUGAGUCAACAUCAUACAAGUUUUAUAUCCAGGCUUGCAAUGAGGCUGGGGAAGGUCCUCUUUCCCAAGGAUAUGUUUUCACCACUAUGAAAUCUGUACCUCCUGCCUUGAAAACACCGAAAAUCGAAAGAAUUAAUGAUCACACUUGUGAAGUAACAUGGGAGACACUACAGCCAAUGAAAGGGGAUCCUAUUGUUUACAGUCUUCAGGCUAUGACGGGAAAGGACAGUGAAUUCAGACAGAUUUAUAAAGGUCCUGAUGGGUCAUUCCGUUAUUCAGGCCUCCAGCUGAACUGUGAAUCUCGUUUUCGGGUGUGCGCCAUUCGACAGUGCAGGGAUUCUGCUGGCCAUCGGGAUCUCGUCGGUCCUUGCAGUGCCACGGUGUCAUUCGUCCCUCAGAAGGCAGAACCAACCAUUGGCAAGGAUGCUGCAGAAAGCACGGAAUGGACUCUUAGCGACGAACAGUGUGCAACAGUAAUCCUUCUUCUCUUUGCGGUCUUUUCCAUUUCCGUUACCUUUAUAAUUCAGUACUUCGUCAUAAAAUGA
Molecule: messenger RNA, 3465 nt
Organism: Gekko japonicus
Lineage: Eukaryota; Metazoa; Chordata; Lepidosauria; Squamata; Gekkonidae
Gene: FNDC3A
Product: fibronectin type III domain containing 3A
Exons: 25
Coding region: 1-3465 (1154 amino acids)
Molecular function (GO): protein binding
Source: RefSeq, a predicted model, not a curated record